Messenger RNA from Mycena indigotica, 339 nucleotides. RefSeq lists its product as uncharacterized. The transcript is spliced from 4 exons. NCBI's taxonomy places the organism in Eukaryota, Fungi, Basidiomycota, Agaricomycetes, Agaricales, Mycenaceae. The coding region runs from base 1 to 339 and encodes 112 amino acids. The record is from RefSeq and is a predicted model, not a curated record.
AUGAACAACCUUGACAUUUCUGCUCUUCUUGCCGAUGGUCAAGACGCCCAGCGCGUCGCUCGCACUGCGCUCGCUCUGGAUGUUCUCUCCGACUCCGUCGAGGCUCGCCAAUAUCUCGAAGAAUGGACGCCUUUUCUGACAAAGUUGACCAACAACAACCGGAAACUCGCUGCUGCAUUAGCAGCCCUUGAAGCUGCCGGAAUUGCCAAGCGAGACGCAAACUCUUCCAAUGACGCCGACGGUACAGAAGAGACCUCGCCCGCAACCGAUGAUCCUGGUUUGUUGAGGAAGCAAUCGCUUCGUUCCGCAACGCAUUCUGGGAGAAGGGUUGGAUAUUGA